Molecule: messenger RNA, 7883 nt
Organism: Bombus impatiens (common eastern bumble bee)
Lineage: Eukaryota; Metazoa; Arthropoda; Insecta; Hymenoptera; Apidae
Gene: gem
Product: transcription factor CP2-like protein 1
Exons: 13
Coding region: 4089-6293 (734 amino acids)
Biological process (GO): regulation of transcription by RNA polymerase II
Cellular component (GO): nucleus
Molecular function (GO): DNA-binding transcription activator activity, RNA polymerase II-specific; RNA polymerase II cis-regulatory region sequence-specific DNA binding
Source: RefSeq, a predicted model, not a curated record
AAUGGCUAUUUUCUAGCAAGCUAUGAUUCGCGGAACCAUUUAACAUUGUCGCUCUGUUACAGACAUUUUGUACGUUUGAAGAAUUAAAAACAUUGAAGGAAAUCCUGCACGUGUUUCGAUACGAUCCACCAUGUACGAUCAUGAUUUUUGUAACCUUUGGCAAUGACGUUGACGAAAGAUCUCUAUCCUUGGCACUGUCUCGAAGUAAGUUAGUAGAGUCGUGAUGCAGUGAUAUCAAUGUACCAACCGGUUUAUAAUUUCAAUCAAAAGCAGACGACGCAGAAGAUCUUACACGUGGUUCGGACGUGCGUUCGUCCAUUAUGAGGCAGAUAUAUGUAUGACCUUGGUGUCUUAGUAUAAUUUGCAGGAACAGAGGUCUCUACUCGUGGUUGAUACUAGACUCCUUCGUCUAUUCGACGAGUUAAUACUUACGUCUGUUAUACAAUCACAUGUUCCUAACCGAACAAUCGUAAAAGUCGUUCUUUUUUUUCCAAUACAUCCGCGUCGCUCGAAUUAAACCUGAUUAAAUAUCACGAUGAUUUCCAGCCGAUGAAUAUAGAAACAACGUUGAUGAUUUUUUUGCAUCUCUUAUGUUCAGCUUUUACAGAUCGUACGAGCGAUAAAUUUAGUAUUCAUAAGUGAACAAUUACUUAGAGACAAGAAUAUUUACCUCGAAAAGCACGAUACAUGUUCAUUGAUUAAGACGAUUCUGUUUAGCGCAUUACGUCAUGUUUGAAAAAAAAAAAUAAAUUAUCCACAGCUUCAGGGAACUAUUUUAAACUUCAAAUCAAAAUUAUUGAGAUAAAUUACCACGGUAUGCGCAUUCCCUUGAUCGCUUGCAUAAGUGAUCCUAGAAAGACGUUGAAAAUAAUUCCGUCGUCGACGCAAGUCUAUUAUUUCAUAUAGAGCGAAUAGUUUGCCUGACGAACGAACAAUCUUGUUCGUUGAAGGAGCGAAAUACACUUCACGGUAGCAAGAGACAAGGUCGCGAAGUAAUUCACCGUCGGUGGUCGUUGAUCUCGUAGGAUCGGUCGAAACGUCGUCAUAAGUUCCUCAGAGAGUUCCUUGCCGCAGUCGUGCGGAUCACUCGGGCUUGACGUGCUAGUGUCGUUGAUACGACGAUACUCGUAGUUCUGCGGAGCUUUCCUGCACAAGACACGCACCGUUUAAUUUGUGUGGAACCGAGUAGCGCGUAUAACAAUGACCUCGCGGAUUAACUUCAAUCAGCGAAACUUCAGACGUCUAACCCCGUUGAGCUGGCCAGCUUUGCUGAACGGAUGUACGUGCAAAGAUGCGGAGAACAACGUGGAAGACGCUUAGGAGAAAAUGAUGGUACAGAAAAUUAGGAAACAUGACGAUUCGUUUGUCAGUCGACGAGCAGGAUGAGUGGCGCUUCAACGUAACUUGGCUGGCUGCUGUGCUUUCCACGAAAAGCUAUCGGUGUGCAAGAUUUCGUCGUGUAAAUCAGAAUUAAGCUAAAUAGCGAUAAACGAGACACUGUUCUACUUCUACGAUAUUAGUUUAUCUCGUCGAUUUUCUGGGACGAAGCUUAGCGGCACUCUGAACAACCUGAAAGUUUAAGGAUUGCUGGCACAGAUCAGUCUGGAAGCUCGUUCGACGUAAAGGAAACACUCUGAUAAAUCAUCUUCGUCUAAUUCUACAGAAUCUCUAUGCAAACACAUUUUCGCGUAACUACAAGAAGCUCUAAUAACGAUUAACAGUUGUUCCACGUUCUUCGUUGCACCGGCUGGCACGUGGCUUUGAUAACGUUACCCGGAAGCGCAUCGACAUCCUCUCGUCACUCGAUCAACCUGUGAUUGAUUUAAGAAAAAAAAGAAAGAGAGAGAUACGAUUUGCGUUCCUACGAUCUCGUUGGAAGUUUCGAAACGAAAACACACUUCGUCCAAAGACAGAGAUAACAUCUCGUGAAAUAAUUAAUCCACGUGGCAAACAGUCAUCUUUUACGACGCAACUGCUCGUCAAAUCGAUGUAAACGUCGUCAUCGUCAUCUGAAAUAGCAGCGAAACUCGAGAGUCACCGUGGAGAAAGUUUGGCCCGGGAUUAUUCGAUUACAAAAAAGUUGGACGAUAUUCGCUCGUCAAAUAGAAAAAGCAGAAUAGGUCAGGUAUUAAUCGAAAUUCGAAUUCGCUACGUGACCAAAUACGGGACGAUUUUACGAGGUAAACCAAGUCACAUUUUGCUCAUCAGCACUGAGUGGUUCCAAUUGACGGUCGGGUCGACCCUCCAGCGUAGACACUAUUGGUCAGCCUUUUAAUACCGGCGGUCGCGAUUGGAUCAGAUACCCAGAUCGUUCUUAGACAGAAGACAUCGCUGGAGCAUUCGCUUCAAAACUUUUAACGUCGUCAGUGUCGCGCAAUUUGCUGUCCGUUGACGUUCGCAAGGGUAGAGAUCCGAGAGACAUUCGCGCGUUCAGUUUGUUUCAGUCGAUUUAAGUCGGUCAACGGGUAGCAGCGAGCCUCAUAAAGAUAAUCAAGCAGAAGAAUACGACAGCGGCAAUUGUAUCAGGAAAUUGAGGCAUUUGGCCUGCAUCGCAACCGAUUUCAAAAUAAGACUCGUUUAUCGCCGAUAUUAUCAGUGGAAAUCGGACAUCGAUAUUUUCGAAAAGAAGAACGAGCUAGCCAGACGAGUAUAGUUUUGAAUUUUGAUAACGCGCGAUAAACGUAUCUCGAACGAUAUCCGAAGUCUCGUUCGCCAGUUGAAUGGCUCAAAUUUACUGGCUCUUGCUCUUCGAAAGAUCUUGAUCGUUAGCAUUUAUCAUCAAGAGAUAGCGAAGCGAAACAUUCGGAAGAAAGAAAGAGGAGUUAAUCCGUAGGGAAGAUUCGUGUUCUUAGUAUCCAACGAAGAAGACGUUGCGGGGUGAAUUGUUGGAAAGAAUCGUCCUUGGCCGAGUGGAAAGGACUUUGAGAAAGGUCGAGAAACGAAACACAUUCGAUUUGGUCUUACGCCACGAAGCCUCGUCUUUUUCUUCCGGAUCAAGUUUAUCUUUCCGUCGGCAUCAUGGAACGAAGGAUCCUGAAAAUGUGGUGACGACGUGAUAGGCGAAGGCCUUCGAUUAUCGAGACACUAUCAAGUGGUGUGAGCCAUAGUCGUUAGAAAGCAAACCGAAAUAUAUUUUACGUGUCCGGUGACACUCGCUAAGAGCGACGAUCGUUUUUAACGUAUCAAUACGAAACGAAUUCUCAUUGAAGAUAAAACAAAACGAAAUUUCUGCCAGAAAAGCAACUCCUGAUUUGCGUUCUAUUUUAUCGAACUGUAGAAAGUGUCGGUCGAACGUACAGUUUGCAAUUCGUACAACUUUUCCAUAUCGAAGAACCGAGGAUACGUUGGACGAGAGGAAAAGAAAGAGAGUAGCUAGCAGACUGUCUUUUCGCGAGACUUUAAAAUUCUCAAGGAAAAUAAUAACAAGAUGCGUUGCAGCCAAGGUGUGGCGAUGGUAUUCGAGGACGCGUUCGUCGUCUUUUCGCGGUUUCUGUCCCUCAAGUCGCGGGGUUGCGCACUCUUGGAAACGCACCGGCAACGCGAGACAACUGGCAUCAAGAAAUUGUACAACAGCUUCUUCGUAAUGUUCUAAGGAUAGCUCUAUCUCGAGGAAGUUCGGCCCUUCAUUGACGGUGGUCGAGUGAUGCACCGUGCACUUCCGAGAUCAUUGUCGAUCUGGAAGGAAAAUACGCGGAGGACGCAGAAAAAAGGAGGACGUUUUGGUGAAACGAAAGAAUCCGAAAGAUCAAGUGGAACGAGGGAAACGAACCGACGAAAGAACAAAAACUGGGAAACCUAUCAGCCGCAGAAUGUACGUUAGCGCUUAGAAAAGUCGAGCGACAGAGGUGCCCGAGUCCUUGUUGAUCCCAAAAAAUUUCAGCGUGGAUGAUCGUUCAUGUUCUAACUAAACUCGGACUUAUAGUCUUCUCUUCGAAUAAUAGGCGACCAAAGCGUUCUCCAAAGAAUCUCUGAGCACUCGAACAGUAAGGGCGAAUAGAAUCGUGAUUAGAAAGAAAACAAUCGAUAAAGGUAGUGUUACCCUGAGAAACAAACCCUGGUAGGAGUGUUUCGAGAUUUAGGGUCGUUGGAUGGAGCUGGAAUUCAUCAUGGACGGCGGUGCAGAUGCUUUGAACGGGACGAUAUGGUUUCCCAAUACACCGUCGCCUCCGUACGAACAGCUGUCCCCGGUUCGUCAGAACAGGUGCGACCCCAUCGCCACUCAGCAUGCGUCAAUGGGAUAUCACAGUCCACAAAAUUCUUUAUGGCAGGAUAAAUACAACUCACCGAAGGAUUCCCCGGAGGACAGUGUCCAGAUACGUUCGAGCAGCGAAUCACCCCAACAUCUCAGCCCGUCUUCCGACAAUUCCCCCAAUUGCCAGCAGAGCAGCCUGAAACGUCGAGCCGGGGAGCCGUUGCCACAAAUUACGGAACUCGAGAAGAAACAUGCUAGGAGAGAUGGAUCUGUUGGGAACAAUGGUCCUGGACAAGGAUGGUCAACCCAAGUGGAGGAGCUGGCAGAACAUCUUGCCGCCGAUUUCGAUGGAUCUCUGUCGGCACUUGCGGCCUCCGACCUCGCGACAGCUGUCGCCUCCUAUAACAUGAGCGAAGCCCUGCUCGCGUUACCAUCGUUGACGGUGUUCAAGCAAGAAGCACCAUCACCGGAAAAUCAGCAAAAUUCCAAUUUAAACCACGUGUCACAGAGAACAAUUAAUUCGGCACCAGCGAACAACUCGAACGGCUCUGUCGAGGCUGACAGUAACAAUAAUGGGCAGACAGCAGCUAGUCUUCAUCAGUUGCUUUACUCCUCGAACGAGGAGUAUCCUCCAACAUCGUCCUCGGGAAACCACGUUUCAUCCUCUCAACAAGGAAACGAACUCAACGAGGACUGCCGUUUCCAAUACGUGCUUGCGGCUGCCACGAGCAUUGCGACGAAAGUCAACGAAGAGACGCUCACCUACCUGAAUCAGGGUCAAUCGUACGAGAUCAAAUUGAAGAAAUUGGGCGAUCUGUCGGCAUAUCGCGGGAAGAUUUUGAAGGGACAUCCAACGUUUUUGUUUCAGUCGACAAUACGCAUUUGCUUCCACGAGAGGAGACUUCAGUACACUGAACGGGAACAGAUGCUCGCAUGGCAACGCGCAAGACCCGGUGAAAGAUUGCUCGAGGUCGAUGUUCCCCUUAGUUAUGGGAUGGUAGACGUUUGUCAACCGUCUCCGUCCAAUAAUAGCGUGGAAUUCAUGUGGGACCCCACCAAGGAAGUCGGCGUUUAUAUAAAGGUGAACUGUAUUAGCACUGAAUUCACGCCCAAGAAACAUGGUGGGGAAAAAGGCGUGCCAUUUCGGAUCCAAGUGGAAACGCGACUACCGGGAGGCCCUCGUUUGCACGCUGCAUCUUGCCAGGUAAAGGUCUUCAAGUUGAAAGGUGCUGAUCGCAAACAUAAGCAAGAUCGGGACAAGAUACUGCGACGGCCGGCACACGAGCAGGACAAGUACCAGCCAAGCUACGACUGCACGGUUCUGUCCGACAUUCCCCUAGACUCGUUAUCGCCAUCCAAUUUGGUCACACAAAAUGGAGGGAGCCCCUAUGCGUCAACAGAGGCAGUAUCACCCCAAACCCGCUCUAUAAGUGGCAAUACAUCUCCGGUGGUAGCGCCUUUGGCACUUUCGGUUUCCAAUCCGGGUAUCGUACCUCUAGUUCCUGCCUCUGAUGCUGUAAAGGAAAAUGUGGGAACAGCACCGGCUCUACCAUCGCCUGCGGCAAUUUUGCCAGACCAGUCCUGUAUCGAAGCUGAAGCACCAUCGUGUUUGGCUCAAUUGUCACCAGACGCAAACGCGGCACAGACAACCACGUGGCUUCGCGCUAGUCGUUUCAAUGCAUUCGAGUCCACGUUCGCGAGCUUCUCUGCUUCGGAUAUCUUGCGACUCUCUAGAGACGACUUAAUCCAAAUUUGUGGCCUGGCUGAUGGGAUUCGAUUGUUCAAUGCGCUGCACUCGAAAGCGCCAACCCCGAAACUUACCCUCUAUUUCUCGUUGGAAGACAACGGUUCGCUUUGGAGAGUUGCUUACUUGGACAGUCUGACCAGCAGUGCCUUGAUAAACAAGCUACUGAACACCUUAAGUCUACCCCACGAUCGACUACAUUCUGUACUCUUUCUUGGUCCCCAAGGUAUCCAUGUAAUAGUCACCGAUGAAUUGGUAGCAAACAUGAAGGACGAAAGCAUGUACUUCGUUGAAACUAUCAAAGAUAACACGAGCGAACGCUACAAGCUGCUUCUAAAGCCUUCAUCGCGUUCCUAAAGGAUACAACCAAUGAUAAAUUAAUUACGAAAUUACUCAAUGGAUCUCUCGCGUGUUCUAAAUUUGCCAAAUGUGUCUGUGAUUCGAUAACAAAUUUACUACGUAGUAGGGCUUAAAAACAACGUACUUUUUCCGGUUUAAAUUAUGACGAUGGAUUUUAUGAAGGAAUAUUUUUUGAUUAUUUAUUGGCGAAUAUAGAAGGUGGUAAAUUGAUUAAUCGUUAAUUAAUCUUUUUAUCUUUGGCGGCUAUUUUGUGCAAGUAGAUAGAAAAGAACAAAUAGGAACUUGCUAACAGAUAGACGAGGAGAUAUAAGCAAACUCUACACGCAAUACUCACUAGAAGGUUCCGCUGUAACUAUAUUUCAGAAGCAGUUGUUGCUUCCAGAGAUAAACAAGUUUUCAGCAUUACAAAAAAUACAUAUAUGUGUCAAAUUAUAUAUUUUAUAUGUAUUACUUUACAGGAAAAUUUCAAUUAUCGUAAAAGUAAUAUACAGGUGUCUCAGAUAAUUCUUUUCUCUUCUUAGAAUUUAAGUAAAUUACUUAGUUUGAAAAUUUAUUUAGAGAAGACGUAAGUGGCGGUGGUUACUGCAAUUACUCAAUUCUUGUGCCACGACAUGCAAAUUUAGUAUGCGAAUAUUGUUAUUGUUAUGACUAUUCAUCAGCGUCGAAUGAAUUGUUAUUCCAAUUUACACAUUUUACCUACAACGUUAAUGAACGAUGUCGCCGAUGAAUAUGAUCUCUAUGUACACAAAGCGUAAUAUUUUUUUAUUGUCAUUAAUUAUUACGAUAUCGAAUAGCCACGACGCCUAAGAGGACGUAGAACGCAUCACUCCUAACGGAACUACUUUGCCAAGGCAAAGGAGCAAGAAUAGAGAACCAAACCAAAGUUUCUAUUCUUCGAUAUUAAAAGAAUGUCUUUAGAAAAGAUAUAAGUGCCUUAUUUUUUCUUUUUUGUUUAUAGCAAAGUGUUAGGAUUUAUUUAAUUAGAGUUUGACAAUUAAGGGUAAUAAUGAUUGCUUUGCCACGGAAAAUCAUGUUCACACUAUAUCGCAGUACAAAUUAGAGGAAGAUCAAUUUUUCCCUAAACAUCUUUGUAAAUCAUGGACAACAUACCAAGUAUUAUAAUUUACUACCAAAUGUUAAAUCGUAAGUUAGGAAUCUUGCAAAGAAUCAAUUCCAGAAUUAAUGAUAAAUACGAAUUCCUGAAUGGAUGUCAAUAUUUACGAUAUGGCUAUUAACAUCGUUUUUCUAUAUUUUAUGUACAAUCGAAUGUACCUUUAAUAUGUGAAUUGAACCAGUAAUGCAUCUCAUUGCUCAAUACAACGUAAAAACGCGUGUCGUUUACAUCACUCUAAUGAGCCGCGUAACAAUUGUUAGAAUCGUGUUAGCAAAUGGGGCAAAACUAUCGUUGUAUAUUUUAAUUUAGGUAAUGUGCGAAAUGAAAUUACAAGGAUAGGAACUUGAACUUCCACUGUAAUAAAUGGAAGUGUAUUAUUCGGUUGCAUGCUAUAUACAUAUUUCGAUAGAAAUUUCGGCGAAUAUGAUGUAUGUCACAGAACGGCACAAUAAAUAUCCUUUGUUGCCAAAAUA